Messenger RNA from Ictalurus furcatus (blue catfish), 7337 nucleotides. RefSeq names its product nucleoporin 98 and 96 precursor (gene nup98). Lineage: Eukaryota; Metazoa; Chordata; Actinopteri; Siluriformes; Ictaluridae. Gene Ontology annotation, cellular component: nuclear pore; nuclear pore cytoplasmic filaments. The record is from RefSeq and is a predicted model, not a curated record. Bases 876 to 6296 code for a protein of 1806 amino acids. Gene Ontology annotation, biological process: RNA export from nucleus; post-transcriptional tethering of RNA polymerase II gene DNA at nuclear periphery; protein import into nucleus. The transcript has 33 exons. Gene Ontology annotation, molecular function: structural constituent of nuclear pore.
CAGAAUCAAGUAUUCGGACAGACCAUGAUUGUGUGUGUGUGUGUGUGUGUGUGUAUAUAUACGGUAAUUCUGAUCCUGGAGGAACUGUUUAAUGCCUGCCAUUCUUCUAACACUUCACAAGCCUCACUAACCUUAUCGCCAUAGAAGUGGGGCAAUUAUUUUAUUUGUUUAUUUUAAUUAUUUUAUUACUCGAGUUCUUCCACUACCAUCUUGACAAAGCAUGUCGUCAUGGAGCUCGCUUUGUGCACAGGGGCAUUGUCGUGCUUGGAACAGUGUUUGGACCUGUUAGUUCCAGUGAAUAGAAAUCUUAAUGCUAUAGUAUUACACAGUUGUGUGCUUCCAACUUUCUGGAAACAGUUUGAGGAAGAAACACAUAUGAGUGUGAUGUGAUGGACAGGUGUCCAAAACCACCUGUAGUAUAUUUUCACGUACUUUCAUUAUUUGUUUCCCGAUUUUUUUUUUUUUUUGCAUUGAUGAAAUUCGACAAAAGUAGUUAUAUAUUAACUUUAUGUAAAAGUAUUAUAUAUUUAGUAUAUACAGUAAAAGGAAAUACGCAUGACCGUUGUAGUUGUUUUUUUUUUUUAAAUUAAAUAUAUGAAAAUGAUUAAAAUCGGAUUAUUUCACAGAUUUUGCAACGAAAGUGUGUGAGAUGAGUACCGCGCGUCACUUGUGUCGAAUCUGCGUCUCCGUUUUUAGAGUCCAUGACGCAUUUCGAAUGGGCUCUUUCCCUCCAUGUAAAUUCUUCAAAUGCUCCACUACAAAACCGAGAUCUUUUAAAACCAUCCGAGACCAGAGGAACCCCUGAGCGACUUUGAGAUUUUGGGUUUUUGAGACAGCAGCACUUCCGACUUAUGCGGUGUCUAUAGCAGCGCAAGAUGUUCAACAAGUCUUUCGGUGCUCCCUUCGGGGGAGGAACAGGAGGAUUUGGGGCUUCAUCUACAUUCGGGCAACAGAACACAGCGUUUGGAACUACAGGUGGUUUUGGUGCUUCUGCUUUUGGAACCACAAACAACACCGGUGGUCUCUUCGGGGCAGCACAGAACAAACCUGCUGGGCUUUUUGGCUCCAGCACGUUCAGUCAGCCCGUCACGUCGUCUACGAGCAGUGGAUUUGGUUUCAACGCUACAAGCGGCGGUACCUCGAACAGCCUCUUUGGCAGUACUAAUACAGGAAGCGGAGGCCUUUUCUCUCAGCCAGGCAAUGCAUUCAGUGCCAAUAAACCUGCCUCUUUUGGUACUUUUGGUACAAGUACCAGCAGCGGAGGGUUGUUUGGGACAACCAACACCACCUCCAAUCCGUUUGGAGGAACCUCAUCUCUGUUCGGAUCCUCAGGCUUUACUGCUACCCAGCCUGGCACAACCAUCAAAUUUAGUCCACCAACAGGAAGUGACACAAUGGUAAAGAGCGGUGUGACGACCAGCAUCAACACCAAGCACCAGUGCAUCACAGCCAUGAAGGAGUAUGAAAACAAAUCUCUAGAGGAGCUAAGGUUGGAGGAUUACCAGGCAGGGAGGAAGGGACCCUCCAACCCAAUGGCAGCCAAUGCAGGCGGCCUGUUCGGGGCUGCCGCCACCCCGACUCCCAGCACUGCUACCGGCCUCUUCGGCUCCUCGGGUACCGGCUUCAGCUUCAACCAGCCCAAGCCCUCCUUCAGUGCUAGUGCAGGUGGCUUCGGGCCAACUCCAGGUGGUUUAUUUGGCCAGUCGUCACAGGCUAAUAGUCUCUUCAAGCCCUUCGGUCAGACCACCACCACCCAAAACACGGGCUUCUCGUUCGGUGCCACCAACACCAUGGGCUCGGCCAAUACCAGCAGCAUGGGUCUGUUUGGGAACACGGCUGCCUCGCAGACCGGGGGUCUGUUUGGAAACACGGCCAACACCAGUACGGCCACUGGCUUCGGCACCAGCACCGGACUCUUCGGGCAGCCCAACACCGGCUUUGGGAAUGUGGGUACACAGAAUCUGUUUGGUAACAAGCCUGCUGGUUUUGGCACCACCACCACCAGCGCUCCCUCCUUUGGAACAGGCACAGGCCUGUUUGGCAACAAACCCACACUCACCUUGGGGCCAAACACAAACACCUCCACCUUUGGGUUUGGAGCCAAUCCUCCCGGAGUAAGUCUGUUUGGAAACAAACCUGCCACCGGUACACUAGGAACUGGACUCGGGACAGGUUUCGGAGCAGGUACAGGCCAGACGUCUCUGUUUGGAAAUAACCAGAACAAGAUCAGCUCCACUCUGGGGACAGUGGGGACGUUCGGCGGUACUAACUUCAACACAGGAACCAGCAUGUUGAACUUCGGCGCACCGCAGCAACCUGUCGCACUGACGGAUCCCAACGCUGCAGCGCAGCAAGCAGCGCUACAGCAGCAGCUCAACGCGCUUAACUACUCGCCUUUCGGGGAUUCACCCCUUUUUAGAAAUCCGCUCUCCGACCCCAAGAAGAAAGAGGAGCGCCUGAAGCCUACAAAUCCAGCUGCCCAGAAAGCCCUGACAACCCCUACGCACUACAAGCUCACCCCUCGUCCUGCCACACGUGUGCGUCCCAAAGCCCUCACCUCAUCAGGUUCUGGGAAAUCUCAGCUUUUUGACGGGCUAGACGAUGAUGAACCUUCUCUCACCAACGGAGCUUUUAUGCCCAGGAGAAGCAUCAAGAAACUCGUGUUAAAGAACUUGAAUGGAAGCAGUCUGUACAGCAGCCCACUGAACAGGGAGGCAGACGACUUGAACUCGCCGUCGGAAUACCCACAGAACGGCCUCAGUCUGAGAGCAGACGCAGAGGAAACCCAUGACGUGGAUGGAGGAGCCGAGGACGAUCUGCAAGUCUCCAGGUUUUACACCAACCCCGUUGCUAAGCCCAUCCCACACACGCAGCCCAGUCCUUCGCUGCAAGACACUAUCAGCGAGCUGAACAUGAGGAGAUCCGCCGGUGUCCGCAAAGACCUGGACCUCAGCAGCGAGGAGAUCUCUUUGGGAGACGAGAGCGUUCAGGAAGAGAGAGACGAGGAGCUGGAGGCACAGAAACCUCCUCACCCAGCCGGUAUCGUUCUCACUCGGGUCGGCUACUACACCAUCCCGUCCAUGGAGGAGCUGGGGAAGAUGCUGAAUGAAAACGGGGAGUGUAUUGUCGAGAACUUCACAGUCGGAAGGAAAGGCUACGGGUCUGUUUUCUUCCCUGGUGAAGUGAAUCUGACCGAUCUGAAUCUCGACGAAAUCGUGCACUUGAGACGGAAGGAAGUGAUCGUCUACCCCGAUGACAAAGAUAAGCCUUCUGUAGGAGAGGGCCUGAACAGACGAGCAGAAGUGACCCUCGACGGCGUUUGGCCGAACGACAAAACCACCUGCACUCAGAUCAAAAGUCCUCAGCGUCUGAGCGAGAUGAACUACGAGGAACGCCUGGAGAACGUCUCUCGCAAACAAGGUGCUCGCUUCCUGGAGUACAGACCUGAGACCGGCUCCUGGGUAUUUGAGGUGGCCCACUUUUCCAAGUAUGGCCUGCAAGACUCGGACGAAGACGAAGACAUCCCUCCGGCUAAAACGGAGGCGAAGAAGAUGAAAACGGCCGUCCCGGCGGGACUGCAACAAAUCCCACUUUCCCAACAGCAUCAGCAGAUGGCGCCACAAGCUCAGAGUAAGGCGGUACUGGAGCUUCUGAGCCGCGUGUCGGAGCUGGACAGCGACAUGGCGGAUAUUACCCAGGAGCCUCCAGCAGACGGAGUGUUGUUUGACGAGGACGACUGCGUGCUGGAGGAUGACACAAGGAUGGCCCUAAGAGCGGCGACCCCUGCUGAGCCGGAGCCCAUCUCUGCCUCCAGUCAGAUCGCCUCCUCGUUAGGAAUCAACCCACACACUCUUCAGAUUAUGAAGGCGUCCCUGUUUGUUGGUGAUGACGACUGCGACCUGUUUCACGAGCAGUUCCCUCCGAAAUUCUUGGAGGAGGUGUCGUCUCCUUCGCGGCUUUUACUCGGUAAAUCCCAGGCCAGGCUAUCAGUGGGCGGCCUUCUGCAGAGCAAGUUCACCUCGGCCGGAGGGCUCUUUUCGCAGCUGCCAGAGCUUCCUUUCGGAGGGAGCCCUCAGAAGUUGAGUAAGUCAGCAGUACCAGAAGCUUCGUGGCCGUCACUGGGCACCUCCAUCGUUUUACCUCCUCCUGCCCCUGAGCUCAUGCCGAGGACUGUAGGAGCACGCAGACUGGGCGGCCCCGUGCCUCUUGAAAACUCUGUCACCGUUGGAAAAGGCCGUCUGCUGAUGGACGCGGCGUUGUACAUGGGCCGCUCGUUCAGGGUGGGAUGGGGGCCUAACUGGACGCUAGUGCAUUGUGGGGACCACCUCAGCACACCUGCGGAGUCGAAGGAUCAGAACAAAGACGCCAUGGGCUUCGGCUUCUUGCCCAGACCUAGCAAGAACCGGCAGAUUGCUGAAAGCCCCUUUAAAGUACAUGUGGAGCAGGUGGUGGGCAUGGAGCCCAAGGAGACUGCGGAGAGCCUGGCCAUGUACCACCAGCCGCUUGAGAUCGGGCUCGAGCACAGCACAUUCAGCACUGACGAUGCCUGCCCCUUCAUCCAACCGGAGAAAGGAGUGAAUGCUCUGCACGAGUACGCCAAGUGGAUCGUGGAGGUCCUGAAGAAGGGCGGAGCUGGAGACGCUGUACUCGGUCACUGGCAGCAAGUAUGGACUCUGUGUGAGGCUCUGUGGGGACGGCUCGGAGAUCGGGACUCGGAGCCGGAGGUCGGCGGAGGUUACCAAGACCGACACGCGAGAAGGCGCAGUUUCUCCCGCUGGCUGUCUGAAAGCGCUGCCCAACGCAUCCAGGAAGAAGUGUGUCGGAAUCAGACACGCUGCCACGUCGACGCCAUCUUCAGCUACCUGACCGGCCACUGCAUCAGUGAGGCUUGCAGACUGGCCCAGAAAAAUGGAGACCAUCGUCUGUCCCUGCUGCUGUCCCAGGCUGCGGGGUCUCAGUUCAGCAGAGAUCUUUUGGCCCUCCAGUUAGCAGACUGGAACCGAAUGCAGACGGACUCUUUCAUCCAGGAGGAGAGACUGCACAUUUUCGCCCUACUCGCUGGCAAACCCGUUUGGGAGACGACAGACUGCUGUAUAAACGUGUGCUCGGAGCUGGACUGGAAGCGCUGUUUGGCUGUGCAUCUGUGGUACAUGCUGCCUCCUACGGCCUCCGUCGCAGACUCUCUAGCCAAAUACGAAGCCGCCUUUCAGGGUUCGGAAGAUGGAAGAAAAUAUGCCUGCGCUCCUCUCCCGCCCUAUAUGGAUGAUGUAGAGCAGGAAGCUGUGGAAGAGAUGGAGGAAACAGAAUCUACAAAAGCGCUCUAUGACAUCUGUUUCCAUCUGCUUAAGCUUUACAGUGACAAGCACUACAGCCUGCACCAGCUGCUGGACCCCACUACAGUGACUGCAGAUCAGCUGGACUACAGGCUAAGUUGGCACCUGUGGAAUGUGCUACAAGCCCUGAACUACACCCACCUGUCACUGCCACGCCAGAGUCUCCUCCACACUAGCUACGCUGCCCAGCUCGAGAGCGUGGGCCUGUGGGAGAUGGCUGUUUUUGUUCUGCUGCACAUCCCUGACUCAUUGCUUCGAGAGCGUGCUGUGCGGGAGAUCCUGAACCAGCAUUGUGCCCUGGAGGAGACUGACGAGUCCGCAGAGAAGGAACGCUUCCUCACUGACAAGCUGCUCAUCCCCAUGCAGUGGAUCCACGAAGCCAAGGCCACCCGGGCACGCAGGGACGGAGACCAGCACCGUGAAGCGCUGCACCUCUUCAGGGCCGGACACUGGAACCGCUGCCACCGGCUCAUCAUCCAAAACCUGGCUUCAGACUGCAUCGUUAAUGAUAAUCACGAGUAUCUCAAGGAGUUUCUGGAAGGCUUGGCUGUGCCUGAGCUCAGCGUUCAGAUACAGGACUGGGACACGUCCGGACGCGUCUAUCUGGACUACAUCCGCGUUAUUCAGAGCCUGAAAACCAUUCAGAAGGCGGACAGCCCAGGAUUCCAGCUGGAGCGGCUACACAACAACGUGACCUCACUGUGCAGCAGGAUUGAGCUCCUUCCCUGUUUCAAAGCCAAAGACAGACUUGCCCAGUCAGAAAUGGCCAAACGUCUGGCUAACAUCCUGCGUGCGGUGCUAAGCCUUCAGCAGGGUGGAGAGGGCGCUCCGGAUCCUCGCCGCAUCCCGCUGUGCCAUCUCGCACCCCACAUCGGACGCUUACCCAUGCCCGAGGACUACGCUCUGGAAGAGCUCCGCAGCCUCACCCAGUCUUAUCUACGCGAGUAUGUCGUCAGUCACUGAGAAUAGCGACGACGUGUAGAACUUCAGGACUUUCUCGAAACUCGCAGUCUUUGAGCGCUCUACUUUGACUCUGUCGUCACAAACACAUGUUCGUUCACGAGCCAUUUUUUUUGUGUCUGAUUUUGUAUGCUUAGAUAUUGGGGAGUGCGUUGCAUUUUGAGGACUCUGACAUGCAUGGUAGUGUUUUUCUUUCUCCCGAUGAAGUGCUUGCUAAACCUCUUCAGCUGGCAAUCAGUAGAGAGAGAAUCCCCUUUGCGUUGGCCGUCAUCGGCAGUUUCUCCACAACGUCGUUUGCUAUUAAACACAAUCAACCUUUAGUUUAGGUUUUAAGUAUUAUUUUUUUUUCUUGGUUUAUGCUUCAUUAUCUGAUCUGGCAGCAGAGAAGCCAUAGAAUUUGGUAUUUACAUAAAAAAAAAGUUUGUGUUUUUGCUGUAGACUUGACUCAUAACUCAUUUCCAGCAUACGACUCAAAACAAAUCCGAAGCUCUUGAUGGCUUGUGAUUUUGAAAUAAGGCGAUUUCAUAGAUUGGACAUGGGGUGUACCUUGAUCAACUGAUUUAUCCUCGCUUGGCACCAAACGGUGGUGAGAGUAAACCUGUAAAAUGGCCAUGAAUAUCUUUAUUUUUGUAAGAUUUUGUACAUAUGCCAAACAGCGAAACCGUGUCGUUAAAGUUUUCAACAAACAUUAAUAUAAAUUAAUGGAUAGAGCUGCAAAAACGGGUGAAUGUGAGGAUGUAUUUAACAAGUGUGAGGUCAGAUCUUCCUGCUGCCGUUGGUUCUUCAGAGAUGUCUGGUCGGCACACACGUGUAUUUUAUAAGUGCUUAAUUAAGAUCAUCUCUGCUAUAAUGCUGUUUCCCCGUCAAUUCUGUUUUAAUCCUAGUUAGUGUAGUGUGAACUGUCCGACUGUGACGCUUUUUCUUAUCCGCGGCUCUGUUCAUUUAACGUGUGGAUGUUUGUUGCAUUCUACUUUUUUCGCUAAGCAUGUUUGUGCAGAUUACUUUUCUAAAAAAAAUAAAACCAAUAAAAUAAAACAAAAAUAU